UAAAAAGAUCACGGCUGACCUGGUUUUUAUAAUCAGUUCGAACUGUGAAAAAGCACACUCAAACAUAAUACAUCUUCAGUCUAGACUUGUUUUCGGGCUUUCCUCAUAUCAAUUUGGAUUUAAUAUCAUAGGCGGGAAGCAUUGCACUUGCCCCAGUCAAUUUUAACUAGCUUUUUGGAGUCACCAAAAAAUCAGCGAUUUGUGAUCUCAAGGAAUGUCUGGGAAGAUAGGGAAUCAGAAAGUCUGGAAGGCCCGAGACCAUGCAGGACCUUGUAGGUAGUUAGUGGGGUGCAGACACAGCAGACUAAUUCACCAGCUUUUCAUACGGUUUGAAUCUGGCUCAGCUCAUAAGUUACCUGUUUCAGUUCGCAAUUUUGUCAUUAAUUGCACAACUUUUUAUGCAGUUGUGAGAUGUUUUCAAGGCGAUCACUCAGCGGCUAGCAUGCCUCCAAAUUGUUCGAGACUGUAAAUCAGACUGAACAGAUGGUUGCUGCUGGGACAGCUCCCCUAAUUGCCCCCUUUGCCCAGUGUUUGACUUCUAUUAGAGAGUGGCAGAAGGAGUCUAAUUGCAUCCAGCACCACAGCCUGCAGUCAAUUAGGCGUGCAGUGAUCAUUAGACUACAAGUGUAUUGGUUUACUAAAUAUAAAUUCUCUUCCUUGAAUUAUAUUCAUUGCAUGCCACAAUUCCCCACAGAUUUGUGCUCUUCAGGUGCUUGUGGCACAGAAUAUAAAACAUGACCAGUCAACCGCCGACGCUGUGUAAUUAGUGCUUUUGACUGGAAGAGUAUCUGUAACAUUAAUUUCUUAAUUACUUAGAUCCCUAUUGCUGGUCCCUACAGAAAUACAUUCCAUAACUAUUACAAUAGAUCUGAUGCUUUUUCCUUGUUUUUAUUUGCUUUGUCAGUUUAAUUGCCUAUCUUUUCCCUUUUUAAUCUCCUCCCCUUGGUGUCUCCUGAAUUGUCUUGAGGACAUAGUUCUCUGCUUGUUCCUGUGGCUGUGUUAUUUCAAAAAUAUCAUUUAAAAAAAACAGAACAAUCACAUGUCUCAUGCAAUCUUCAUACAACAGCAAAAUAGGUGAAAGAAUGAAUUAUUUAGUAAAUGAGAAACUGUUUUAACUUGUAUCCUAUUGCUUUGAAUGCCUUGUUGCUGAAACAGUUGUAAAGUCAUCUCAUUACAUAGCACAGUGAUUGCUUAAUCAUUUGAUUACUCUAGCAAACCAAAUAAUUGCCAUAGUUUAGUUAAACAUCAUUGCCCAUCAGGUCCACCCAACAAUACUGCACUUGCACUCUGAUGGCGAGGGCUACUUUCAAGACUAUAAUGCACCUGUCCACUGUGCCAGAAUUGUGCACAAAUGGUUUGAGGAGAGUGAUAGAGACUUCACAUAUAUUUCCUGGCCACCACAAUCCUCAGAUCUCAAUACAAUUGAGCAUGUUUGAGACUGAAGCAUAUAUCAUCCCUAUCAUAUGCCAACCUCCCCGCACCAAUCACCUGAAAUGUUAAUGACUAAAUGGAUUUACAUCCCUCAAGACACCAUCCAGAACCUUGUGAAGUCUCUGCCACUUGUAUCAAGGCCUUGAUGGAGGCCCAGCAUGUACAGGUUCUAAUAAAGGCCUGUCAGUGUAGAUUUCCCAUUUGUAAUAUUCUUUCAUAGCCUACAAUGUAAAACAAGCACUGUGAAAACUUACGCGCAUUCAAGGUAAUUUUUUUUAUGCAGAUGUAAAGCUUGUAGUCAUUUAAACACCUGUGCAUUGAAGUAAAACAAAGACCGUGUGAAAUGCCAAUAGUUUCUCUGAUCAAUCUUUCCAAAGAACAAGGAAAUGUCCCCCAGAUUUUGUGUUUCUAUCUUGUUUUAUGUCAUUCUCAGGAGUCGUUGAAAAAAAUGAACGCUUUACUUAGACCGGUCACAUCUAUCACUCUAACAGGGCAGGCAAAAAACAGAGCAGUUGCAAUAUAUCAGAAAGAUACCCGUCUCAGAGUGGGAGAUAGAGAUUCAUUAGCUGCCAUGUGAGACAGCUUGUAUUGAAUGAGAGUGGGUGAUAAGAACUGCACGUGCACAGUUUAAACAAAGAGAAAAAGGAAGAGAGGAAAAUAAUGUUUUCUUCAGGUUUAUCAUUUAUGGAUAUCAGCAGUUGUCUAAUUAAACUGGCUGAAGUUUCUGUUAAAAUUUGGGGGGCAUAUUCACUUUUUUAUUGAGUAAAGCUACAAAUAAAGGAUACUGGUAUUCAAGCUGCUACCGUAUUCAAGUAUAAGUUUAUUAAAGGUCUAUUCAAUUAACCUAGUGAAGGAUCUAAAUACUGAUGUUUGAAUCUUUUGUGAAAACAUCUUACACGUCUCUUUAUAUUAUUUACAAGCCAAUUUUCAAUUGCUUUGCUCAUGAGCUAAUUUUGCACUACUCCAUUUGCUAGGAAAUACUAUUUUCAAAAGCCAUUUUAAACUUGGAGCAACCACUUGAUCCACAGGCCCUUUUGCUCCUUUGCGUCUCGUUGUACUUUUGCGCCUAUUGCGAAUGGAUUAUUUUCAAUCUGAAAAGAGGAGCAGACUGGUACUUUUAGCUCCACUAUUUUGCACCUAUUUUAUGAUGAUGUAAAAUGAAGAGCAAGCUAUAAAAUAGGAUUAUCAAUGUAACUCUGUUUGGACUGUCCACAGUGGCUUUCUAUUCAAUUGAUAAAUCACAAACUGCACUGCUAUUAGCUACUACCGAAUGUUAGAGGGAAGCUAGGAUGUUUUGUUAAAACAUGGAAACCUCUCAAAGAUUAUUUUUUAAAAAUCGUCUGUACUUAGCUUAAACCUUUCAUUUAUACUGGUAUUUCUUAAAAUGAUAAUUAAUAAAAGAAAGACUGCAUUUUGCUUUAAACCCCAUGUCUGGUCCCAUAGGAAUGAAUACAUGAAUAUUUGAGUGUGUGCUCCAGAGCAAAACCAGGCAGGGAUAUAUUGAAAACAGUCAAUGUUUGCACAAGUGCAAGUGAGGAGCAUGCAUACAAAAAAUGGAGCACAGAAUGAUCUUUGAAAGUCUGUCUUUUUGUCUCCAUCAUAAAAUGCUUUAGUUGGUCCUAUUUAUGUACACCACCACUUAUAGAUGAACUGAAUUGACCCCAGUGAGUGCCAAAACAUUUACCUGAUUUUAGGUGCAGUGUUCUGGCAAAAAUUAUAACACAUUACUUGGCAAGAUCCUUUAAAAUAUUGCUUAGUCACAUUCAUGUGAGGUACAGCUUUUAUGGCACCUGCCGGCACAUUUAAACUUCAAUCCUUGUUCCAUUCCCUCCUUCUUAUACAAUUGCAUUGAAGCAUUCACAUAAUGUCUGCUGAAACCUUAAAGUUAUGACCUUUUCUUUGUAGCACAUGUGACAUGCAUACUGCAUUAAAGCUUCAAUCUUUUCCAGUAUACUACAGGAAACUAUAGUGUUUUGGAUAGUACUGUGUUCAUCCCCCAUGCACAAUGCCAUGACCACUGAGAAAACUGAAACACCAAAUUAACAGUUUGGAAACCGUGGCAGAACAGCCAUUAGUUACAAAGUUUCACUUUCAUAGUUACUGAAAUGAGUUUUGUUGACUUUCAGUUUCAACCAGUUUGGUGCAGUGUAGCUGGGUUCAUUUUUGACUGACGCUGCAUACGACCUACCGAAUUUCCUCUUGAGUGUCAGAUGCACCUUCUAAACCAAUCAGAGCUUCAACACACACAUGGGCUGCCAGUGUUCAUGUUGGUGAUAAAUAUGUAAAAUGCACCAACUUCCUUAUUGACAUUUGUAAAACAGAACAAAAACAAGACAAUUAACCCCGAACCCGACAUUUACAAACAUGAAGGAUGGUAAAGGUACAGUAACAAGCAAAGAUGAAGUCUGUGUGGACUAUUUGAACUACUAUGAAAGUGCCUGGCCCGGAGGUAAACUUCUAGUCUGCAAGGAGAGAAAUGUGACAGAAAAGGCAAAGCAGUUCCUCAAAUCCGAGUCCAGCCCAGGAGAGAGGUUCACCAUUUUUGGUUUUUAUAAAAUUACUGAAGAGUGCAUCAAAGCUAGUAAAGGGGGAUGUCGGGAUGUGCUCAACGGGCUGAUAAAAGCCACUGAAGUCCUAGAAAUGAUUUGUGUCAAUCUGUUUCUGUUCCCUUGGAGAAAAGAGAUCAGAUCGCUUAAGACCUUUACCGGGCCCUUUGUGUACUUCAUUCAGCCUGUGCUGCCGCAAGACGUCAUCACCACAAUCCUAGAGUGGAUAGGGUACAAGCCAGAAACGGAGACCGAAUACAGAUUGAGCAAGGACAAUGACAAUACAAGGACCAAGCAAAUCGGGUUCGAGCUGUUCCUGGCCAGGCAAGAAUGGGAGUGCAUGCUGGAAGCCAUGGCUCACAUGACAGACUCUGAAUGCAUGGAAGUCCUUCAGAAAAGAUCUCUAGAGCUUGAUGGGUAUACUGAGCGCUCUGAAAGUUUAAAAGACGGGUCACAGCGGGGGAAGUUGACCCUGCUUAUGGAAGAACAAGCACCAGUGGAAUCCAUUUUACCUCCUGAAACUACAUUAACACAAGGUGAUCAGGUGUCUUUUGAAACUGUGAAUGCUGUUGAGAAUUCAGAUAAAGUGACACAGAAAGCAGAGUUAACCUCUCCUCUGAUUGCUUUAGACCAAGCCAAAGCUGAUAGACCUACAGAGGUGAAAAGCGUGGUUUCCACUUCUAUUAGUGAGGACAACUCCAUCACAGAUAUCUAUGCUGCCUACCCUGACCUUGCUAUUGGCCAGAAACCCAUCUUCAGAGAAGCUCAGAAGUUGAAGAUCUCUGCACAUGAGGGCAACAGCUCAGAGAAUCCCAGAAAGCCUGACUUGGCCACGGAAGCUUUCCCAGCAGAGUUCAAUAGAAUUGAUGACCAGAGUGGCCCCCCUCCCCUUACCAUGUUCUCUGAUUCUCAAUUUCAAUAUACUAAUGAGAAGGAAGCAGGAGCAGAGACAGCUGCCAGCCCUACAUACUUCAAAGACCCAAAAGGAUCAGGUUUGUUCCACACUUCUUAUAAAGAGGUUCAUUGCAAAGAGGUUUCUGAAAAGCAGCCAAACGUGGAUGAGUUAGCUUCAAUGCUUACCAACAUGAGGAUUAAGGAGUGUAAUGAGGAAGACCUGAAACACCCCAUUGAAGAGACCUCCCAGCAUGAGAUGUGGUCCCGUGGCAGCAUGGAAAACGCUGCCUUCAGCGAAUCUGUCUUCAUUAAUGUAAAGCAUCCUGGUUCACCCAAGGACCAGACAUGCCAGAUUGUUUGUAACCCCGCCCCAGUUUUGAUAUGCCAAGUGCCUGACUGCAGAAGCUGUGUGGAGUCAGACUCUAAUGGGAGGUUCUCGAAUGCUGAUGGUCCUUCUCCGGUUUGCACUGCUGAGGCUCUGGGACACAUUACAGAGCCACCUCAGUCAUUCUAUAUCCCACCCAAAAGCCUUGAAAACCAACACUCCAUUGCAGACUCAGAUGACUGCAGUUCCAGUAACUUCUUUCAGUCUGAAUGUAGCUACAGUGAGAACUGUCAUCCACCACCUAUUACCAGAGAGCCACAGCAACCAGACCAUGACGAUGGCUAUGUUUUCUUGUAAAGAAAUGAAAAUUGUACACAACAGAAAUAAGCACCUUUUAGUAAGCAAGAUCUUUCUGAGCAUAUAUCAUGACAAAAUAUGUUUUCAAUUUUUAUCAAAGUCUAAUAACUGUGAAUGUUAACUGUCUAAUUUUCCGAAAAAGCAAUUCUUAACAUUUGGAAGAAUACAAUAUUGGAAUGUAUUCCAAAACAUACCAAAUGUGAACCUAGAGGCUUGUUUAAAUAUAUAAAUAUUAACAUAAACAAGAAAACAUUGUAAUUUACAAAGAAGCAAAAUAACAUGUUAUUUUUAACAAAACCUUUUCUAAAAAAAAAAAAAAAAAAAAAAAAUUAGCUUUUAAAAUGAUAAUUUUACAUUUACUGAUCAUCUGUAUAUUCUGAUUUGAAAACUGAAUUGAAAUAGUAGAGAAUUUGAUCCUGUUUUUAUUACGUGACGUUUUAGUGUAUCGGUUCAUAUAAGAGUUUACAUGUGUGGUUUUAUUUAUCUUUGGCAAUAAUGCAGACAAAGGGCUGUAGGGUAACUCAAAGAAGAGAAUGUGAUAAGCUUCGGGCAGAUGCUUUGUAUGAAGGUAAGCGCCUUGGCGUAAUUAAACUGGGUGAAAUCUUUUCAAUAAAUAUCUUAAAAACAGAA
Acipenser ruthenus (sterlet) is the source of this 6183-nucleotide messenger RNA. RefSeq lists its product as uncharacterized. The coding region runs from base 3796 to 5553 and encodes 585 amino acids. Gene Ontology annotation, cellular component: cytoplasm. The record is from RefSeq and is a predicted model, not a curated record. The transcript is spliced from 2 exons. NCBI's taxonomy places the organism in Eukaryota, Metazoa, Chordata, Actinopteri, Acipenseriformes, Acipenseridae.